This is a messenger RNA of Cladocopium goreaui, 1029 nucleotides long. Lineage: Eukaryota; Dinophyceae; Suessiales; Symbiodiniaceae. The record is from the annotation of a GenBank genome assembly.
AUGGUGGAAGCUGCGGGUGUGGCGCGGUUGCGGGAGUACACUUGGGCUAUCCCACCAGCCCAUAGCAGAGCCAACUUCACGCCGCGAGAGAUCCGAAAGUUCACUGGUGGCCUGGUGAAGCUGAUCCGCUCCCACGAUGUCUUGCGCACUGAAGGCGUGCGGCAGUGGAUGGCCGAGCUGGAAUGGCUGCCCGCAACACCGACAGCGCCAGUGUGGGAUGACGUGAACAAGUGGCUCAUAGAGAGAGGGCACCGGUACAGUGUGGAAGGGGUAAGACCUGUUGCUGAGCUGCUAGAAGACUUGCCGCCCAACCUGGCAGUGGCGAAGGAGCUAGCCCCGCAGCUGCAGUUCCCAGAGUUUCCGGCAGACAAGCCUGGGGAAGAGUGGCGGUUCUACCCCACAGCAGUUGCACCGCCAGUGCCAGAAAGCGUAGCAGCCACCAUUUCAGCGCACAAAAGCGUUCCGCGCUGGAGUGCCGGGUGGCAGCUGGAAUUUCAUGGCACGUCGCUAUACGGGGUGUCAAGUGCCUUGGCUGUUGGCGAAAUUCUACCUUCCGAAAGUGACAACAGCGCCAAUGGGACGGCCUGCGGCCGAGGUGCCUACACCUCACAGUCCCAUGCAAUUGCAGCGCGAUAUGGCAUUUGCCACUAUUUCGGUGAGUGGAACCAGCCCAGCCACAGCCACUUGGUCAAGAUGUUCUUGCUCGUGGCCAUCCCUGGCGCUGCAGCUGAAGCAUUACCAGAAGCUGAGUGGCAGCAAGAUGAUGCACGCCUCAAACGGGUGGCCAUGCGACUUGGUGAAGAUGGCCAGGGCACCGUCCGGGAGCGGGACUGGACGACCCAGGCACCUGGCUAUAGCCAAGCCACCUCAUCAAGGGCCUAUGUGCUCGGGGCCGUCGUGGGGGUGCUGAGCCCAGCGGCUGCGCGGCGCUACGGGCAAGAAGGGAAGCAGGCCAUGGUCACAACUGGCUGGGUGGAGAAGGCAGAAUUGCCCCUGGCGCGGCCCCGCCCCUUGGGGCGUACGCCUUGA